AUGAAUAUUAAUAAAUAUAAAUAUAUAAUAUAAUUUAUAUUUAUUCGUUCUCUAUUUAAAAAGAUUAAAAGGAUUUUUAAAUAAUAAAAAAAAUUUGUUUUAUUAAAGAUGGUACUUGGAAAGUUUGUUGAAGUUGGAAGAGUUGUCAAAAUCAAUUAUGGUCCUCAAGAAGGCAAAUUGGCAACAAUUGUUGAAAUCCUCAAUGAUAAGAGAGUCCUCAUCGAUGGACCAACCACCGGAGUUUAGAGAUAAGUCAUUCCAAUCAGAAGAUUGACACUUACCAAAUUCAAUCUUAAAGGUGCAACAAGAGGUGCCAGAACUGGUGUCAUUACCAAGGCAAUUAAAAAAUCUGAUCCAUUCGCACAAUACGCUCAAACCAUUGCUGCCAAGAAGGUUGCUAAGAAAGCACUCAGAGCUAAAUUAAACGAUUUCGACAGAUUCAGAGUCAUGAUUCUUAGAAAGAGAAGAAGUGCCCUCCUAAGCACCCAACUCAAAUCUUUGAAAAAGAAUGCUGGUGGAAAGGCUCAAGCUCCAGCUAAAGGAGGAAAUAAGAAGAAGUGAUCAGCUUAUUAUAAAAUAAGUAUAUUAAUAAAUUUGAAUUACAUAAAUCUGCAUUCAUUGUUUGAUGUCUCUAUCU
Messenger RNA from Paramecium tetraurelia, 637 nucleotides. RefSeq lists its product as uncharacterized. NCBI's taxonomy places the organism in Eukaryota, Ciliophora, Oligohymenophorea, Peniculida, Parameciidae. Gene Ontology annotation, cellular component: cytosolic large ribosomal subunit; ribosome. The record is from RefSeq and is a predicted model, not a curated record. Gene Ontology annotation, biological process: translation; ribosomal large subunit biogenesis. Gene Ontology annotation, molecular function: RNA binding; structural constituent of ribosome. The transcript has 3 exons.